Molecule: messenger RNA, 555 nt
Organism: Parnassius apollo (apollo)
Lineage: Eukaryota; Metazoa; Arthropoda; Insecta; Lepidoptera; Papilionidae
Source: the annotation of a GenBank genome assembly
AUGCUGGUUACCUACUUGGAAGCCAGCCGGGACCUUUGCGAGACGGACUCAAUUCUUUUUGGCGCCGCACUGGCAGUCUGCCGUAUUAUAGGCACCAAACUUUCCACGGCUGGACGCGCUACUGGACAAAGUAGUGCUAUCCCAGCCUGGAGAAUAAGAAUUGAAGAACGUAUCGCAAGGGCUAGGGCCCUCAUCGGCAGACUGAUAUGCUUCAGGUCAGGCAAUACCAGACCAAGAAUUGUGCGCACCGUCACGAUGGCGUUUGCUGGGACAAAUGUUAGUUUGUCCCAGCCGGAUAUAACGCAAAAACUGACGGAGCGCAUAGACGACCUGAAGCAAAGAAUCGCUGCUUGGGGAAAGCGGAUUCGGCGAUAUACCGAGAGAUCGACACGGUUCAACCAGAAUCGUCUCUUCCAGAGUGAUCAGAAGAGGCUCUACAAAUCAUUGGAGCGACCAAUAGUAAGUGGAACGGGCCCAGCACCAAAUCAGGCCGACACGGUCGCAUUCUGGCGCAGCCUGAGGUCAGCGCCCGUAAACCCCAACGAGGGCCCUUAG